AUGUUUCUCAGAACGUUCAUCCGAGCCGGUAUUGUAUUAUUAGCUGGCGCAUUCAUAACUUGCGCCGUCUCUGUUGUAGAGGAUGAUUUCGACACUUCAGAGGCAGGGCACAUCGAGAUCCAAUCCGAGGUUCACGAUGCAACUGGCAUUCGCUAUGUUAAGAACUCAGGGAUAUGCGAAACGACUCCAGGUGUCACGCAAAUUUCUGGUUACAUUGACGUUGGAACAAACAUGUCCAUGUGGUUCUGGUUCUUUGAGUCUAGAAACUCCCCUAAAACAGCCCCAUUUACCCUAUGGUUGGAUGGCGGCACUGCAUGUUCUUCUAUGAUGGGGAUGUUCCAAGAAAACGGGCCAUGCUCAGUGAAUGCCGACCAUAAUUCGACCACUCUUAAUCCCUACAGCUGGAAUAAUAUUAGCAACAUGAUCUACAUCGACCAGCCAAUCGGGACCGGAUUCUCCUAUGGUACCGAUCUGGUAUAUACCACGGAAGAGGCUGCGCCAUUUGUAUGGACUGCAUUUCAGGUUUUGUUUGAGAGCCAGCUGUUUUCGAAGUAUUCCAGCCGAGAAUUCAUCUUUUCCACAGAAGGCUUUGGUGGUCACUAUGCACCCAGUUUUGUGACCUACUUUGAAGAGAAAAAUGCCUUGAUCGCUAGCGGGGCGAUCCAUGCCGUUCCAAUCGUUGUUAGCGCUCUAAUGAUUAACAACGGCUGGAUCGAUCCGCUCAUUCAUAGCAUCUCAUACCUAACCUUUGCGACCUAUGCCCCUGGAUAUGGACAACUCCAGCCGGAUGACGUACUCAAGAACAUGUCGGAUUCCCUCUACCGCCACGAUGGUUGCAUAGCGCAAGAGAAAGCAUGUUACGCUGCUGGAAAUUCCACCAGCUCAAACAAGAUUUGCGCGGAUGCCGAUCAAUACUGCAUUGACUAUCUCUUCGCCCCUGCUGUGAACGGUUACGACACCCAUGAUUUGCGGCAAAACUCGUCUUCUUUAUUCCCCCAUGAAUACUACGUGGAUUAUUUGCGAGAGAAGGAUGUCAUGAAGAAGAUUGGUGCUCAGGUCACAUACAAGGAAUGCCCAUACCCACCCUAUGAUAAGCUUGCAAGUACAGGCGACGACGCUAGGACAUGGCUGCCCCAGCUAUCGGCAUUGGCGAACUCUGGGAUGAGGAUUUUGAUGUGGGCUGGAGAUACAGAUAUUGACUCCAACUGGCUUGGGGUCCAUGCGGUAGUCCUAGCAAUGGAUUGGUAUGGCAAUGAGACGCUCCAUAAUACCCCACUCACCAAUGUGACGAUGGAUGGCAAGCCCGUGGCGGCUGUACAGAACAUUGACAACUUCUCUUUCGCACGUGUGUAUGAAUGUGGACACGAAGUGCCUGCCUACCAGCCUGAAGUAGCUUUGGAGAUUUUCUCGCAGGUUAUUCGGAAGGAACAGCUUCACUCGGUCUAA
Molecule: messenger RNA, 1446 nt
Organism: Suillus paluster
Lineage: Eukaryota; Fungi; Basidiomycota; Agaricomycetes; Boletales; Suillaceae
Product: Alpha/Beta hydrolase protein
Exons: 15
Coding region: 1-1446 (481 amino acids)
Biological process (GO): proteolysis
Cellular component (GO): fungal-type vacuole
Molecular function (GO): serine-type carboxypeptidase activity
Source: RefSeq, a predicted model, not a curated record